AUGCCAACGGAUGAGUUCUUUCAAAUUCCCACCGUGAAGGAUCUGCAAGAUCUUAUUAACGAGGCAACUCGUAAUAUUCCAAAUGUCUCAGGAAAACAGCGUCUCAUAAACGCUUGUGCCAAGGAACUGCGCGCGUUUCAACAGCUACCUUCUGAUUUGCUGGAGCAUGCUUUAUCAUGUUCAAAUUUACCUCACUUAAGGGCACUUGUGGAUUUGGCUCGUGUGUAUAGUGACCGCCUCGUCGGCAUUCUCUCCCAGUUUCGCUCACCGUUUCCGGGGACAUGCUGUUCCGAGUCCAACUUGCACACGUCAACGGAUUCAGCUGCAUUCAAUAUCGCCGUUCAUCCUGGCAAUGUGCUGGUGGAUCUUGUCUGCACUCAACAGCGAAUCGAGGAUCUGGAUCUACAUCUCCCUAAAUCGGAUGAUUUCUGUGCCAUUACUGGGAAUGCAUCGGAUGCGAACACUUGGGCUCCGUCUUUCUGGAUAAAAGUGGUGACACGCGGGGCUAAACGACUAAACAGUGCAUGGCAUGGUGAUGCAUCUCAAAGGUCGACUUGUCUGUUCCAACAAGCGAAAGAGUUAGUGUCUGCUGCUGCGUGGUAUGUGAGAGGCCAAUCUCUCGGACGGAUCCAAGUUAUCGUCCAUUGGUUACCGUCAACGAAGGAAACCAUAGACGAUCUGGACUGUGAUUUAGUCGAUAGUUUGACUGACCUUCUGGGUGUCCCAUUGCAGGUUGGGUAUGCCCCGUUUACCCUAGAGAAUCAAAUCGGUUCACCAAAGGAGAUUUGUCCGCCAGACAUGUCCUUGAAGUGUCAUGCGUUCCCACCUGGCCUACUGCAAAGCUUCUUUGCACCGUACCGUUUUGGACGAUCCACUCCUGAGGAAAGAUCAAUGGUUGUGAAACGUUUCACACUCAUGUUGGAUCGUCCAUUGUCGGAGUUUAGCCCUAACAUGACAUCUGUUCCGUCAGAUUCAUCACUUCCGCUGGAUUCCCCGCUAGAUGCAGUACUUUUUGAGACCAAAGCACCUUUUGGAGACACUGAUGCAGUUUUUGGCCACCUUCCACGUAUCAAUCUGGAUGUCUCAGCACUCAUCGGAAUGGUAUCGGAGUUGUCACAGUUUCUUCCUGAGCCAAGACCGACCCAAUCACCGAUUACGUCGGACACCAUCAUGCAGUCACUUGCUAGCGUUGAACGAGCCAAUCAACUACUGAAUGGGCCUCGUUUUAAGUCUGCUACUCUGGAUUGGCUCAUUGAGGCAGAGGCUGCGAAACCUGUACUGCUCGUUCUUCAACGAUACAUUUAUGGUGCCGUGUUGGUGGCAUGUCGCACCGCCGUCCUCUCUUUUUUAAACAUACUCGCAACAGUGGCCGGUCCUUCAGAAUGGGAUCGAGGCAUCCGUCUCCUCUCUCGGUUGCUUAUCGUACCGGAUGUGGAUUUGAGCCCCGAUGCGACCGCGUUGUUUCGAAUCACAAGUGCCAAAGAAAACAGACGUAAAACCCAAAUUGUCAUGGCUACUGGAAACGCUUAUGGUUGUUUGACUGUUACUUCCAAUUCCGCGUUUCUGCGAUCGAUACAUAGCGCGGGACUGAAAUAUUCUGCCCUUCUGCUGCCUGCUCGAGCUUUGACUGAAUCGGCCUCCAAGCGGUGA
This is a messenger RNA of Dicrocoelium dendriticum, 1650 nucleotides long. The record is from the annotation of a GenBank genome assembly. Lineage: Eukaryota; Metazoa; Platyhelminthes; Trematoda; Plagiorchiida; Dicrocoeliidae.